Sciurus carolinensis (gray squirrel) is the source of this 4466-nucleotide messenger RNA. RefSeq names its product family with sequence similarity 180 member A (gene Fam180a). The coding region runs from base 212 to 721 and encodes 169 amino acids. The transcript is spliced from 3 exons. The record is from RefSeq and is a predicted model, not a curated record. Lineage: Eukaryota; Metazoa; Chordata; Mammalia; Rodentia; Sciuridae.
AUUAAGAGAGGUACCGACUCCGUCCCACCCAGGAGGCAGUGGCUGGCCUCCACCCUGCGGAGGCGAGAAGAGGGCAUUUCUUCACUCCUGGAAAGGGAAGGGGGGCGAGAAUUCUAUCUGCGUCUCCCUGGGAGGAAUUCCGGGGCCUACCUGUAGCCACUGGGGUCCCACCUGGGUUGAGGGUCCACUUUUCACCUUUUGGGAGGAAAAGAUGGACUGGAAGACGCUGCUGCUGCUGCUGUUAUAUUACAAUGCUCAGGCUACAGUGUCCCACAGGUGGAGCCGGGCCAAGCUCUUCCCUGCUGCUCAUCGGCCAAAGAGGUCGCCAUCCAUGCCGUUGAACCCAAUCCUGCAGACCUCCCUGGAGGAAGUAGAGCUGCUCUACCAGUUCCUGCUGGCCGAGCUUGAGAUCAGCCCUGCCCUGGAGAUCUCCAUCAAGGAUGAGGAGCUGGCCUCGUGGAGGAAGGCCUCGAACUUCCACACCGUCUGCAAUGAUGUGAUCCCCAAACGCAUCCCAGAUAUCCGCCGGCUGAGUGCCAGCCUGUCCAGCUACCCUGGCAUCCUCAAGAAAGAAGACUUUGAAAGGACGGUGCUGACCCUCGCCUACGCAGCCUAUCGCACAGCCCUGUCCCAAGGGUAUCAGAAGGACAUCUGGGCCCAGUCCCUCAUUAGCCUCUUCCAGGCCCUGAGGCACGACUUGAUGCGAUCCUCAAGUCCCUAAGUGCCUCCCUCAGAGACUGGCCCACAUCAGGACCUUGGAACAGGGACCAGCACACACAGUAAUCCAGAAAGUUCACUCUCUACUCCAUCUCCAGAGGCCAGCCACAAGCACACCACUAACAGAGAGUGGCAGAGAUAACAUAAGAGUAACCCCAAUAUUCUUCUGCCUCUUGGUGCUUCCUGACAGACACCCCCCGAUUCGUGUCAUAAUGUGACCUGGGCAGAAAGAAAGGACUAGAGUGGUUAUUCAAGAUACCUCCAGAUACAGAAUGGUUUGCCAGGUGACACACGGAAGUUCAAGCUGUACUUCAACCAGAGAAAUUGCCACACACACCCCCUUGAGUGAGGAUACAGUACAGAAGACAUCAUAGUUUUUAGGCAUAGCAGGAAGGUGGGAAACAGAUUCCUUUGGCCUUAAGGAACCAGGGUGCUGAGGGGAAGGAACCCUAUUUCCCAAGGUUCUAUAGUAAAUGUAAAAGAGGUAGAUCCAUAUCUUAACAAAUACGUGCUCAGUCCAGGGAUGGACUGGACUUUUUCAAAAGCCAUCAGGUAGAAUCAGUUAGAAAAUCAGUCCGUGUGAGACCUCUGUGUCUUGACUCAUCUUUGCUGAAGGUCAUUCUCAUACAGAGAGGAAACAGGAAGCGGGCCUGAGAAAAGCUGCCAGUCCGUUCACACCAUCUUUUGAACAGAGAGACUAAGCUAAUGCUAAGAGGUCCUCCUAAUGACAGAGGUGGUACCAACACCCAGGCCUGUCGGUAGUUGUUUAUCCUCAUCAAAUAAUUAAGUGCUGCAGAUAAAAGUGAUUUUCAGUUGGCAGAAUUUUGCCCUUUCAAAUGCCAAAAUUUUCAUUUAAAAAAUAUUGACUUGAUAUUUAUUUAAACUGUACAUAUAUGCAUAUGUAUAUAUAGUUUAAGCUUCUAUUUGGUAUCUUAAGAUAAUCAUUUGGAACAUUCCAAUGAAGGAGGUGGAUAAGAUAAUCUCUAAGAUUCCUUCUAUCUAUUAAAUUUCUACAAUCACUUGACCAUGAGACGCUACAGGAAGGGUGCCUGGAUCUGAGAGGUCUGCUAGGCUGUUGGGACCACCCCUGCAAAGCCUGGGCUUUGCUCACUGCGUCCAGUUCUGAGGUUUCCUGCUGCCUCCCUCCCCACCAAGCUGCUUGAGCCCACCUUCCUUGCUACCAAUAUAACUUUCAUAGUUUGUUCUUCUUUAACUUCCGUUGCCUGCAAACUGAGAUAGCUAGGCUUCUAUAACUCUGUGUUCAUGAGAGUUGAAAGAUGAAGGUCUCUGCUAGUAGUGAAGUACCUACGUUCUGAUACAGAUUCCUCACCAGCACAGAGAUCUUCUGGCUUCUCCUCUCAGGUUUACAGCUGGGUUCUGGAGGCUAACACUGUAAUAAGUUUGAUCUUUGAAUGAGUUGGAUUCACUGGGCUAAAUUUGAUUCUUUAGAGGGUAUUUAAUAAUCAUCAUUUGAUGAUCAUGAGGUCCAGACUUCCUCAAAAUCUUUGAACCAAAGAACUGACUAUCAGCACUAACUGCAUGGUCUUUGGAGAAAUACUGAGAGGCCAGAAGCAGGCACUUAUCGCCAAGAAAAAUACAGCUUUGCAUUCUGAUACUCUCAGGCUCAGAAGUUUAAUAACUCUUAGCCUCGUUAUCUUUCUCACUCCCUGAUUAUACCACUCUUUAUUUCCCUCAAAGGCAGAUUCUGACGUGUGCUUUUUUGCUCAAUCUUCCUCUAACAUUACUGUUCUCUUUGACACAGUCUCUCUGCUUGUCCUUUCUUUCAUUCCAUUCUAGUUUUUGUCUCUGUUCCUUUGUAUUUUGACCCAAUUUUGAUUUUUUUUUCCUCCUGUACUGGGGAUUGAACCUAGGACCUCAUAUAUGCUAGGCAAUUGCUCUACCAGUGAGCUAUAGCCCCAGCCCUUAUUUUUUAUUUUGAAACAAAGAGUUUCUCUAAAUUUCCUAGGCUAGCUACUUGGGAAGCUGGGAUUACAGGUGUGCACCACUGUGCCCAGUUCUGAAUGUCUUUCUUUCUGUUUUUUAUACAUCUCCAAAUCCCUUCUGGUUGACUUUUGCUCACUCUCUUUGUCUGCCUUUCCAUAUGUUGACACUCGGUGUCAUUCAGUUUCCUUCGAACACAGCAAAGGUCAAUGUACAGACAAGGUCAGGAUUACUGAGGGAUGGGCCUCCUGGCCUCCCUUCACUCUGUGUACCUUUCUUGGAUGUGGGGUGGGGAGGAGACUGGCAUUAUCCUCAGUCCCUAGAUACUGUGCAAGAUGGUCAGUCUGAGACUCCACCCCCAUCAGAAUGAACCUAAGAACUUUCUUGUACUCAGAAUCAUCAGGUGGAAAGACCCAUCUGUGUAGUUCCUGCCUACCAUGUUAAACAAAGAUGGCAGCUCCCAGUGUAAGAGAUCUGGGAAUGAAGGACCAUUCCCAGGACCGAUGGGAGCAACAACAGCUCAUUCACUCAGCAACAAAAAGUGAAAGGCACUUUAUAUUCAUAAAUUAUGGCAAUCAGUGACUAAAAAAAAUAGAAAAAAAAGGACAGGAUCUUUUUAAGGACAAAUGAAGACUUCAUUUUCAACAACUAGAUUCUUAAACAUGAUUUUUGUCUAAGACAGAUAAAUUCUUACCCGCAAAAAGUUUUUAAACGAUACCUUCAUUGACAUACAAAAUCAAAUAUGCUCACCACCUCCACUCAGAAAGCACUACUGCUGGGCAUGGUGGCACAUGCCAGUAAUCCCAAUGGUUCAGAGGCUGAGGCAGGAGGAUCUCAAGUUCAAAGCCAGCCUCAGCAAAAGCAAGGCGCUAAGCAACUAAGUGAGACCCUGUCUCUAAAUAAAAUACAAAAUGGGGCUGGGGGUGUGGCUCAGUGGUUGAGUGCCCCUGAGUUCAAUCCCCGAUACCCCCAAGCCCUCCACAAAAAAAUGCCCUACUUAUUGCCCAGUGAACAACCAUAGGGUAGAAACAGACUCUCCCAUUUGACCUCAUGAGCACCACACUCUAGAUAACCACAGUCACAGUGGGGCUGCCUUUUGUCACAUUUACUCAUAGAAUAAUUUGGGGUUGGAUGUUUGUAGUGGAAACUUGCCUGUGACUUAUGGGACCAUUUUUGCCAUUUCUAUACUGCUGGGAAACUUUAGUUUCUAAAAACUCUGGAAGCUACCUGCAUGGUUGGCAUCCUUAUGACUCUCUCUGAUUGUUCAAGAGAUGAUAACAAACAUCAACAUGCUGAAACUUUCAUUGCUCUGUCAUCUCACCUUGAAUUGGAUGAAAAAAAGUUACACAAAGGGUAAAUCAAAAGGCAUUUCUAUAGGUAAACUGAUCUAAAAACUUGUCAUCUUAACUGUGUUGAAGCCUACAGUACACUAGUGUUAAAUCUAUGCACAUUGUUUUGCAGGGGUGCUUUUUGGGUUUUUUGUUAUUAUUUUGUCAUGUUUUUGUGGUGCUGGAAAUCAACCCCAGGGCCUCCCACGUGCUUGGCAAGUUCUACCACUGAGCUCUGUCCACAGUCCUGCACACUGUGCAACAGACUCUAGAACCAUCGUUCUAUCUUCUGUUCUUAAGCGUCUGGCUACUUUUGAUACCUCAUUCAAGUGGAAUCUAUCUUACAUUUCUUGAGCAUUAGAUUCCGAAGUGUUUUCUUCAUAUAAAUGGAUUGAACCCUGAAGGAGAACUACUGGUCUUACUGUGUUACGCGCCUUACCUAAUUUUAUUUAACAAUAUUCAUCUAUGGUAUAAUAAAAA